This is a messenger RNA of Exophiala viscosa, 1086 nucleotides long. RefSeq names its product Alpha/Beta hydrolase protein. The record is from RefSeq and is a predicted model, not a curated record. The transcript has 2 exons. NCBI's taxonomy places the organism in Eukaryota, Fungi, Ascomycota, Eurotiomycetes, Chaetothyriales, Herpotrichiellaceae. The coding region runs from base 1 to 1086 and encodes 361 amino acids.
AUGAUACAACACCAGGAAGAAGUUCCAGUCGCAAUUCCGUACCUGCUGAGUCCCAGUCCAAGUCCCAGUUCUAGCCCUGCUUUGAGUCCGACGACCAAGUCUCUCACUUCCUCCAAGCCAACAACGACCACACCCAAAGCCAAACUUGAGCCACGCUUCUCAUUACCCGACAGUACACCACGGUCGAGCAAGACCGAGCUGGUCAUCGGCGGCGUCAGGAUCUACAUCUACGGCCUGGAUGACUUGCAACGACGCUCCGAUACGGAUGUGGGAGUGUUGUAUCUUGCACACAACCGCACGCGAACAUACCAAGUCACAGAGGGCAUUGCCCACGAGGUCCUACACAGUUACCGCAACGAUGGCAAGACAAAAUCCGUUGAACUCAUCGCUAUCACGAUGAACAUGCGAAAUCAUGGGGACCGUGAGAUCAGCCCAGCAGCGAAUCUCACAUGGUCCGACGGCAACGACAACCACGGAAUGGACUUGCUGUCCCUGAUAUCUGGGUCAGCUCAGGACUUCAAGCUCAUCCUCGACUACCUGCCAUCGUACUUACCUCAGUUCAAACGCUUUUACAACAUCAUGGCUGGUGUAUCGCUAGGCGGUCACACGGCAUGGCGCAUGGCCAGCAUGGCUCAAGAACAAUUACACGGUCUAGCCAUGAUCGUUGGAUGCCCCAAUCUAAGCGCCCUGCUCCUCAGUCGGUUAGGCGUUGAUCCCGCCAGUCUCGGUACAACGGAGGACGAGAUGCACAACGUCAGUUACGACAGACUUGAAAAGGUGAUGAAUGAGGAGCAGCGGCGCCGCUGGCCGAGGCCGCUGGCGGAAUUGGUCAGCAGUGGCGAUAGAAAGGCUGCAGACGAGUUUCCUGCUGAUGUACGGCUGCUGCUGUGCAAUGGGAGGCAAGAUCCGUUGGUACCGGCGCGACAUACGGCGGCAUGGGUGCGGCGACAGCAGGAACGCCAUUGUGCUGAGAAGGUCAGGUUUUUUGUCCAGGAUAACACCGGGCAUAGCUGUACUAAGGAGAUGGUUGGGAUGCUUGCGGCCUGGCUGGGGAAUAUGUUUGAGGUGUCUGGUUCUGGUGCUUAG